Molecule: messenger RNA, 1523 nt
Organism: Pyricularia grisea
Lineage: Eukaryota; Fungi; Ascomycota; Sordariomycetes; Magnaporthales; Pyriculariaceae
Exons: 3
Coding region: 276-1400 (374 amino acids)
Source: RefSeq, a predicted model, not a curated record
CUACACAAUGAUGAUCCCCCACGGCUUGGAGUGUGUGACACGCUCCCAAUCCCAAGACAAAGCACUUCGCCCGGCUGCAUGUUCCGUGUCUACCUAUUUGCUAUGGGCCAGCUUGAUUGUUGUAAAAACAAAAUAGCGAACGACAUCAACCAUCUUUGGAAACAAAUCUUGUUCAUGUCAAGUGACUUUGUCUGCGCUCAUCAGCUCGUACUAUCUUCGUUGUAUCACACCCAAGGCGGCUCCCGAUCGAGCCGCUUGCGCCCAUCCUUUACGCGAUGCCCAUGAUGAAUAUGUCGCAAUCCGAAUUGCCCUCUAAAUCCUACACUGGCUCGCGCUACUUCCGUGAGUUUGUGUCCAAGAUUCGGAAGGAUCCAGACGCUGGGAAGUAUGAGCAUCUCGAAGACUACCCUCACGACAUUCUUACCGAUAGCGAGCUGGGACUAAGGCUAUAUCACGCGGGAAUCAACCCCUACGACCAAGACCACUUCCGACACCAGAUCUACAUCGUUGUCACCGACUCCCCUCAAGGGAAAGCCAGCAAGGCUUGCCCGGCAAACACUGUCGUUGCCGCCUCGCUCACACUUCAAUGGACCAAGCGAGGGGACCUCUGCAAUGCGCUGCUCCUCUCGAUCAAGGGCUUCGGUCAGUGCACGUUCGCCUGGUGCGGUGACUCGCCGAACCAGAGCAAAUGUGGCUGGUGUGGCCAUGGCCAGAGAACACUGCUGUGGAGGAACAACCAGUGGAAGUGGCUGCCAUACCGACGCGGAAGGACUUUGCGGCAGGGUGAGAGGCACUGCUGCAGGUGGAAUAAGCUUGCUCGGAGAUACGAAUGUUGCCGAUGCAAGGACCCUGAUAAUGCGCUUAUGGGGCCCCUAGACCGGGAAGACGCUGCCUCGAUGCCCCAGUCCGUCCUGCCUGCUACCAUCGAGGGCCACAAGCUGUACAUGAGCAAUGCGCAAGUGGCCUUGGUGGGCGGGAGCCCCGAAAUCCAAAAUUCAGUUGUUGCUGGUAACGGUGUCCCUCAGCCCACUGUCAACAAUUUUCAUUUUUAUGGCAACAUCUACCAAGCGGCGGCGGGAGGGUCAUCCGAUGUUCUAAUGAGUGGGCCCUCAAGCUAUGUGUUCUCGACCAUGCCUCUCACGAUCGGAACCUUUCCGAGGGCAAUGAUUGACUUCACAAGCUCUGUUACACCAUCAAUAUCUCAGAGUGGGCUAGAACGUGGUCACAUCGUGGGCGAGGUUAAUGAAGAACAAAGCACGUCGGGCUCCGGUCCAAGCAAGAUACGAAAUUAUACCAGACCAAUGGUGGAGGAUGAUGUCGACGAUGGACCAAUCAGCAGCAGUGAGUUGGCCGAGAGGUUUUCUAGACUGGAUGUAAAUGUAAGCAAAACGUCGACUUAGACGCCCUUGUUAUGGUAGCCCCGGUACUAUUAUGUGGAUGGACAUUCCCCCCAAACUUGCAAUAAUAAUCAUAAAUCCAAAGAGCAUAUCAAGAUAUUUCCAAUUCAUCGAGUUAUCUUCAAA